UUGGUCAGUUCCACCUGCGUGGACCUUUGUGACUGACAGAACUUUCUGUCUUUACAUAAACACGACGCAGCAUAUCAGAGUCUGAACCUCACCUGUCUCACCUGAGUCGUCUUUAAAGUGCUGAGUGAGCUGCCACACUUCAUCUGACCUCACACAGAUCUACGUUAACUUCAUCCACAGACACUAACAUCAGAGUUAUCGUGUUCAGAGAAGUCACACAAUGACACAAACUGAGCAGUACACGUGUGCUGUGAGGUCGGAGAGAUUGAUUUAAAGGUUUGAGGUGACAAAACCACCUGAUGCUGCAGCUUAAUCUGGUCACCUGGGACUGAAAACACACACACACCAACACACACCAACACACACACAUGCAUUCACGGACAGCCAACAUGGCGUCAGACCCGCCCAUCCUGACGGAGCAGGAGGAGCUGCAGAGGAGAGCCAAUCACGUCACAGAUGAGUCUCUGGAGAGCACGAGGAGGAUGAUGCAGAUGAUGGAGGCGAGUAAAGAUGCUGGGAUCAGAGCUUUGGUCAUGCUGGAUGAACAAGGAGAGCAGUUGGAGCACAUAGAGGAGGGUUUGGAUCAGAUCAACUCUGAUAUGAAGGAGGCAGAGAAAAACCUGACCGACCUGGGCAAAUGCUGCGGCCUCUGCUCCUGUGAUAAACUGAAGGCCUUUGAGGAGAGCGGUGCAUACAAGGCCAUCUGGGGAGGCACCGCCGGUCAGGACGGCAUUGUUUCCAAUCAGCCGCCAUCGUCUCGCGUUGUGGACGAGCGGGAGAUCAUGAUCAUGAGCGGAGGAUACAUACAAAGGGUGACCAACGACGCCCGAGAGGACGAGAUGGAGGAGAACCUGGCUCACGUCGGCAGCAUCAUCGGAAACCUGAAGAGUAUGGCGCUGGACGUGGGGAAUGAGUUGGACACGCAGAAUGACCAGAUCGCACGCAUAGGGGGAAAGGCUAACCUCAACGUGUCGCGCAUCGACGCCGCCAACCAGAAAGCCAACAACCUCAUGAAGCGAUAGAAGGAAAACGCUUUAACACUCGCCGCCGUUAGUCUCUGCUUGAGGUCACUUCCUGUUUAUACUUGUGAUAUUCUGAUUGUUAUCGUUUCACACGCACAGGCCUUUUUUUUUUUGUUUUGUUAAUUUGCAUUUGACACCCUCUGCGGUCACUCAGCACAGAAAGCAAACUGGGUCACUGACAGCAGCACCGACCUCCACCACCACCUCCACCACCACCAACAGCAGCAACAGCAGCAGGGAGCACUGUCACACCAAUGCACGAACCGAGAAUUUAUCGUGGGUUCGUUUGGCUUGUUGCACCUUUUAAACCACCGGGACAAAUAUGCAGAUCACAUGAGCUAAUUCUUAAAUUUUCAAACGUAAACAUGAGUGUGUACCACACACACACACACACACACCUCAUACAGAAAGGGGGCAAACACGUGCAGGGCAGCGCCCUCUGCAGGCGGAUGCGGGUAUCGCACCAAAUAAGGAAACACGUAUUUGUGUCCAGAGGCGCAGCUCUGGCGACACCAAGCGGCCAAACGUGGAACCUGCUCCCCCUUCAUGCUGCCAUCAUCUUGUCUUCUUUUGCAUGUUUUUAUAUAAAAAUUACGAUUUAUUUAUUAUAAUUAAAAUAGGGAGGGGAGUCUGAUUAUCUGAAAUCACAUGAAUCUUGUUUUUUGUGUGUGUUAGAUCAGCUGGUGACCUUAAAGAGGCCGCUGCUCAGUAUAUUGAUGUCUGGUUGUGUUUACAUGCUGAAAUAUGAAUAAAAAACGUAUAAAAACA
Messenger RNA from Larimichthys crocea (large yellow croaker), 1790 nucleotides. Its product is annotated as synaptosomal-associated protein 25. Gene Ontology annotation, molecular function: SNAP receptor activity; syntaxin-1 binding; voltage-gated potassium channel activity. Gene Ontology annotation, biological process: synaptic vesicle priming; exocytosis; synaptic vesicle fusion to presynaptic active zone membrane. The record is from RefSeq and is a predicted model, not a curated record. Gene Ontology annotation, cellular component: plasma membrane; SNARE complex. The transcript has 8 exons. Bases 369 to 1022 code for a protein of 217 amino acids. Lineage: Eukaryota; Metazoa; Chordata; Actinopteri; Sciaenidae.